This is a messenger RNA of Prunus persica (peach), 1583 nucleotides long. Its product is annotated as KH domain-containing protein At1g09660/At1g09670. Lineage: Eukaryota; Viridiplantae; Streptophyta; Magnoliopsida; Rosales; Rosaceae. The record is from RefSeq and is a predicted model, not a curated record. Bases 429 to 1163 code for a protein of 244 amino acids. The transcript has 8 exons. Gene Ontology annotation, biological process: regulation of mRNA splicing, via spliceosome. Gene Ontology annotation, molecular function: mRNA binding. Gene Ontology annotation, cellular component: nucleus.
UUUCUUGCUGGGUUCUGUUUUGUUCUAUUGGUAUGCUGUGUGUUUUCAUCAGAGCGGAUUCUAUUCGCUUGUCAAGAUAUUUACUUUAUUGGUGGUUUUUCAACUGGGUUUUCUCCUUUAAGUUGCAUAAUUUUAUGUCAAAUUGGGUGGUUUAUUUUUUAUUUUUUAAGGGUUUAUGUUAAUUUUUGGUUUCUUUCACAUACACAGUAGUUCUUGUGUGAUGGGAGAGAGAAUUCCCUCUGGGAGUUACUUCCAGUACCCACCUCCUGGAGUCCAUGCUUCUCCACACAGGUCUUCUCUCCCUGUAGAUCGAGAAAGUUGGUGGUUCCAUACUUCAUGUUUGCCGUCAGUGCGUCUGGUGCUUUUAUCAUAUUAUAUAGAGAUAUUUGGCUGAACUACUAGCAGAGAAGCAAAAGUUGGGACCAUUCAUGCAAAUUUUGCCCCUAUGUAGCAGACUUCUAAAUCACGAAAUCAGACGGGUGUCAGGCUUCAAUCAAACUCUUGUAGAUCAUGAAAGACUUGAGCAUGAGAGUCCAUUUAGGACAUUAAGUCAAAACGCAAAUGGUAGACCAAUGGAUUUGGAGGGAUGGCCAGGAAUGCAAAUGGAGGAAAAUGGACAUAUACAGAGAAUGGCCCCGUUUCAAUCUCCUUCUAUGGGCUGGCCUGGGGUGCAAGGAAUUCCAGCCACUCCUGUUGUAAAGAGAGUAAUUAGACUUGACGUUCCAGUGGACAAAUAUCCACAUUACAAUUUUGUUGGCAGAAUUUUGGGACCACGUGGGAACUCCUUAAAAAGAGUUGAAGCGAUGACAGAGUGUAGGGUUUACAUCCGAGGUCGGGGCUCUGUGAAGGAUUCUGUAAAGGAAGAGAAAUUAAAAGAAAAGCCCGGAUAUGAACAUCUUAAUGAGCCAUUGCAUGUAUUGGUGGAGGCUGAAUUUCCUGAGGAUAUAAUCAAUGCGCGAUUGGAUCAUGCAGUGGCAAUACUAGAAAACCUUCUGAAGCCUGUGGACGAGUCCUUCGAUCACUAUAAGAAGCAACAGCUUAGAGAAUUGGCUAUGCUAAACGGUACAUUGAGGGAAGAGAGUCCGAGUAUGAGCCCAAGUAUAAGCCCUAGCAUGUCACCAUUUAACAGUACAGGAAUGAAACGAGCCAAAACAGGAAGAUAACUUGUAUAAACAUGAUUAAUUGUUUUGAUCACUGAAACAGUAGCGCCUGACUCGUCGAAGACCUUGUGGCAUCUUGAUAAUUUUGACUUCCAAAACCGUGAGAAGCUGUGUUGACAAACUGAUGAACUAAUUUUGGGCUCUUUGUUUGGCAUCUCAUAGGGUUCAACCGCAGCAUUAGUUCUGUGCAACAUACUUCUACGUGCAGUAAUAUAUUCUUUCAUGUGUUAUCCCAUUGAUAGCCAACACAUUAUUCUUUAGUUAUUGUAGCUUAUAGCCCCAUAGCUUAUAGGCUCCCCUUUGAUUUUUCUAUCAUCUUCCAGCAGCUUGUAGGCAAAUGCUAAAGCUUAUUGUAGCUUACAACCCCUUAGCUUAUUAUUGUUUAUAGACAAAUGCUAAAUUUUAUUGUUGUUUUACAUGCGU